Lolium rigidum is the source of this 966-nucleotide messenger RNA. RefSeq names its product transmembrane protein 45B-like. The transcript has a single exon. The record is from RefSeq and is a predicted model, not a curated record. NCBI's taxonomy places the organism in Eukaryota, Viridiplantae, Streptophyta, Magnoliopsida, Poales, Poaceae. The coding region runs from base 1 to 966 and encodes 321 amino acids.
AUGGGCACGCUCGUCGGCCACGUCGCGCCGGGCGCCGGCUUCCUCCUCAUCGGGCUAUGGCAGCUGUUCAACCACAUCCGGCUGUUCUCCCUGCGGCCCAGCUCCUACGCAGCGCCGGUCUGGUUCCCCGCGCGGCGCGUCCGCCACCUCGAGCUCAUCCUCGUCAUCGUCGGCACGGCGGCGUCCAUCCUGAUGGAGCUCGUCAUCGGCCCCGCGAAGCAUCAGCCGUUCGACGACGACGGCACCAUCCCCUCCGACCACCUCCACAACUUCGAGCACGCCUCCAUCUCGCUCGCGCUGCUCGCCUACGCCGCGGUCACCAUCCACCUGGACAGGGUCCGUGCGCCCAUGCGGGACGCCGUGUCGCAGCUGGUCGCCGCGGCGGCGUUCGCGCAGCAGCUGCUCAUCUUCCACCUCCACUCCGCGGACCACAUGGGCGUGGAGGGGCAGUUCCACUGGCUGCUGCAGGGCGUCAUCGCCGUCACGCUCGCCACCACGCUGCUGGGGAUUCCCUUUCCACGGAGCUUCGUGGUGAGCCUGGUCCGGUCGGCCAGCCUCGUGUUACAGGGCGUGUGGUUCGUCGUCAUGGGCGUCAUGCUCUGGACGCCAGCGCUGAUCCCCAAGGGAUGCUUCCUCAACUUCGAGGAAGGCCACGAGGUUGUCCGGUGCCGCACCGACGAGGCGCUCCACCGCGCCAAGUCGCUGGUCAACCUGCAGUUCAGCUGGUACCUGACGGCCACCGUGGUGUUCGUCGUCGUGUUCUACCUCCAGGUCAGCAGGUUGUACCCCGAGGAGCCGCAGUACCUGCCGCUGGUGAAGGGAAGGCACGCUGACGGCGACAGGGAUGUUCGGUUCAGCAUCGGGGACGAUCACGAGGACGAUGACGACGAGGACGACCUCGAGGCCGCGAAGCGCAGUAACGGGCACGUGGUCAGCAGCACAAAGCCAAUGGAGGUCGAAAGGUAA